Messenger RNA from Phyllopteryx taeniolatus (common seadragon), 2442 nucleotides. It is a transcript of the gene zdhhc15b, whose product is annotated as zinc finger DHHC-type palmitoyltransferase 15b. Gene Ontology annotation, cellular component: Golgi apparatus; endoplasmic reticulum. The record is from RefSeq and is a predicted model, not a curated record. Lineage: Eukaryota; Metazoa; Chordata; Actinopteri; Syngnathiformes; Syngnathidae. Gene Ontology annotation, biological process: peptidyl-L-cysteine S-palmitoylation; protein targeting to membrane; synaptic vesicle maturation. The transcript is spliced from 10 exons. The coding region runs from base 138 to 1214 and encodes 358 amino acids. Gene Ontology annotation, molecular function: protein-cysteine S-palmitoyltransferase activity.
AUGGAACGUUUGAGUUUUUUUCCAGUGCAGUACUCGAGAACGUGGUGUGGCGAAUCGAGCUCUGAUGACGCUGAUGCAGAAAUCCCAGGCAGGAAGGCUAAUCGAGCACAGACUAUGAGAGCAGCGUUUGAUGGAGUAUGGCGCUCUCGAGAGGUUUGCGAUGCUGUCAAAGGGUUUUCUCGUGGUUACCCGUGCUUAUUAUUGCCUCCGUGGUGCUGUGGUCGUACUACGCUUACGUAUUUCAACUAUGCCUAUUCACCCUGUCAAACACGUUGGAAAAGGUGGCCUAUUUACUGGUAUUCCAUGUGUGCUUUGGGAUGUUUUCCUGGACCUACUGGAAGUCCAUCUUUACUCCUGCUGCAUCACCAUGCAAGAAGUUUCAGCUGUCAUACUCAGACAAGCAAAGGUACGAGAUGGAGGAGAGGCCAAAUGCACAGAAACAAAUUCUUGUUGAGAUUGCCAAGAAACUGCCCAUACACACUCGUGCUCAGUCUGGAGCUAUCAGGUUCUGCGACCGCUGCCAGGUGCUGAAGCCUGACCGCUGUCACCACUGCUCGGUCUGCGAAACGUGUGUUUUGAAAAUGGACCACCACUGUCCCUGGGUGAACAACUGUGUUGGAUUUUCCAACUACAAAUUUUUCCUGCUUUUCCUGUUCUAUUCAAUGCUGUACUGCAUAUACAUAGCAGCCACAGUCUUUCAGUAUUUUAUUAAAUUCUGGGUGGUAAGUGUCAUCACAAGUUGUAACGAGCAGUACAUUUUACACCACCAUUUAUUCUGCUUUAAUAUGCUUUCCCAGGGGGACUUGCCAAAUGGGCCAGCAAAGUUCCACGUCCUUUUCCUCAUGUUUGUGGCACUCAUGUUUUUUGUUAGUCUCAUGUUCCUCUUCGGUUACCACUGUUGGUUGGUUGUGAAAAACAGAUCAACUUUAGAGGCCUUUUCAGCUCCAUUCUUUGUCAACGGACCAGAUAGACAGGGUUUCAAUAUUGGCAUACGCAAAAAUCUGCAGCAAGUAUUUGGAAAAGACAGGAGACUGUGGUUCAUCCCCGUUUUCACAAGCCAAGGGAAUGGACACUACUUCCCCUUGAAUCGGAGUGAGUGUCAGAACCCCUUACUGGCAAACGAGGAGAUGUGGGAGGAAUCAGAUGAUGCCUCUGAAGAAGGAAGCUGGGUUGAGGAUCAAGACCCUUCUGUUUCUGUAGAGAUGGAGGACUAGACAAUUGAAACUGGUGCAGAGGUUGAAGAGGAGGAGGGAAUAUGCACUGUAAAUGUGGACAUCCUUCAACUACUCUGACAUGGACUAAACAUAUGGAUUGCACCAGCAUUUGGAUAUUAUUUUCUUCCCAAAAGACAUUGUGAAGAAACGGACUGACAUCCGGGUGCGUCCCAUUGUUACACAGCAAUGAACUGCAAUUCCAUGUGAUCAUUUGAACUUGUGUGCUUUAGCAAAAGCAUUGCUCCAGUGUAUCACAAUUUGCACCAUCCAACAUUACCUCAUGUUCACUUAUGCAUCUGGAGGCGGACUGAUUUACCUGGAAGUUCAGUCUUGUAACAUAGGUAGCUUAUCUUAUUUCCACUCACUUAACCUGCGCCUUACACAUACUGUAUUUAUGUUGUACUGUGUUGUGGGAAUCCAUUUUCCUAAUGAAUGUAUCCAGCAGGCUGCUUCUCAAUAGACUAUGGCGUGUAACAUUUUAGGUACAAAUCUCCAUUAUAGUUUUUCCACUCUAUCAUGUGUGUUUGAUAAGGCUGGUAAAUGUAAGAAACAGGAAUAACAAUUAUCCUUAAAAGUGUAAUAAUGACGAAUAAUUAAUUAAGUGUCAGAUCUUAGAGUAUGAGUAAUUUUGCUACACAAACAAUCAUAUCCUGAAAUAGUGGCAGAAACAGCGUUAAUGUCAACAACAUGGAUAUGUAUGUGGGAUAAUAUAAUAAUCCCGUGACAAGUAAAAAAUGAACACAUCUGAGCACAUCUGCCACACAGUAUUGAGGUUCAGCUUUGACCUUCUUGUGUAGAGUUUGCAUGUUUUUUUUCCCCCUCCAGGUACUCCGGCAACGCUCCACAUUCCAAGAGCAUGGAUGUUAGGUUCCUUGAAGACUAAAUUGUCCAUGUGUGUAAAUGUGAGUGUGAAUGGUUGUUGAGUAGUCCAGAGUGUACACCGCCUCUCGCACAAAGUCAGCUGGUUAGCCAUGCAGCGACUGUAAACUUGAGUGUGUUUUACUUAAGUUAGAAACAAUUAGUUAUACCUUUAGCUAAGGUAUUUAUUUUAUUUUUUUUAAAUAAAUGUAGGCAUAACAAAUAAAAGUACAACUAAAAAGUGCUCAUGUGAGGCAUUUACACAUUCCUCUCCCAUUGUAACAGUAACAAUUCUCCUUCGACCAGACAUCAGCGGGUCUAGCGCCACCCUCCCACAAGCAUUUGUACAAAUAAAAGCCUCUAAAAGAGA